AUGGUCAUGAGGAGGCUGCCCUUGAAAAUUUCAAUCGAGAGGCUCGUUAAGCUCGACUCGGUAGGGGAUGCGCGACUCUCCGGGGUUGCUACUGCAAGCGAGGACGAGUUUCGGGCUCGUUCACGCAUAUGGCCAUUGGCCAGCAGCAAAAGAGUUGUCUAUCCGGUACAACUAAACGCCUACCCAAAUCAAUGA
Molecule: messenger RNA, 195 nt
Organism: Puccinia graminis f. sp. tritici CRL 75-36-700-3
Lineage: Eukaryota; Fungi; Basidiomycota; Pucciniomycetes; Pucciniales; Pucciniaceae
Exons: 2
Coding region: 1-195 (64 amino acids)
Source: RefSeq, a predicted model, not a curated record